AUACAAAAUGAAGCUUUUAACAGGUAAGAUAUAUAAGAAGAAGCAUGAAUAUACUUAUAUUCUCGAAAACAGCGAAUUUUUUGCAAUGUGUAAUUAAAAAGUGUCAAUCAAGUGCCAAAUCAUAUCCUCUUAGAUUUGAAAAUGCUCAUAUUGUUCAAAAAACAUUAGAAUUUAACCCGGAAUUUCUUUUAAAUAUAAUUUCUCGAGUGGACUGGAAAGCGUUUAUUUUAACAUUAGAAGAACUGUUUGGAAAAGUGACCGUUCCAUAUGAAAAACCAGAACUUACGAUGGAAGAAGUAGAUUUAUUACAAGAAUUACAUAAAUUACUUAUUGAAACACAAGUAAUGGAAGGAAAUCUUAUUUGUCGUAAUUGUAAUCAUGUUUAUCCUAUAAAACAAGGGAUUCCGAAUUUUCUUUUAAGUGAAUAUGAAAUAUAAAUGAUUAUAUAUCAUUUAAAAGUAAAAAAAGUAUGAAAUAUUA
Pneumocystis carinii B80 is the source of this 480-nucleotide messenger RNA. RefSeq lists its product as hypothetical. Gene Ontology annotation, biological process: peptidyl-glutamine methylation; rRNA (guanine-N7)-methylation; tRNA methylation. Lineage: Eukaryota; Fungi; Ascomycota; Pneumocystomycetes; Pneumocystales; Pneumocystaceae. Bases 45 to 437 code for a protein of 130 amino acids. The record is from RefSeq and is a predicted model, not a curated record. The transcript has 5 exons. Gene Ontology annotation, molecular function: protein heterodimerization activity.